Pecten maximus is the source of this 2379-nucleotide messenger RNA. RefSeq names its product rho GDP-dissociation inhibitor 2-like. The record is from RefSeq and is a predicted model, not a curated record. Gene Ontology annotation, biological process: Rho protein signal transduction. Lineage: Eukaryota; Metazoa; Mollusca; Bivalvia; Pectinida; Pectinidae. Gene Ontology annotation, molecular function: protein binding; Rho GDP-dissociation inhibitor activity. The transcript is spliced from 5 exons. Gene Ontology annotation, cellular component: cytosol; membrane; cytoplasm. The coding region runs from base 234 to 857 and encodes 207 amino acids.
UGUAAUAGUUGUAACAGAAGAAGCUGUCAUGUUAUUACGAACUUAUGCCUGAACAUUUACUCUAACAAAGAUAUACGUUCAUGGUCUAUAUUUAAUUAAUAUAUUUGUUAUACCUCCAAUAUUUACGAACUACUUCUUGCGGAGCAAAAGUGAAAAGCCGGAUGAAUAAAUAAUUCAUACGCUUUGUCGAGCGAUAGGGAGCAAGUACUGCUGAGCUUUAAAAACAGGACAUCAUGGCCGAAUCAGGAGAGCAGGUAGUUGAAAAUGUUGAACAGGAUGUUGAAGAUGAUGAUGAUAUUGGCAAUCCGAACUACAAGCCUCCUGAAGAGAAGAGCAUGCAGGAAAUUUUAGAAGCAGACAAAGGAGAUGAGAGUUUAGAUAAUUACAAGAAAAAGUUGAUGGGCGAGACUUCCAUUCCGGUUGUCCUUGAUGAAAAUAACCCUCAUCGUGUUAUCAUCGAGAAAUUAGAGCUGCAUAUUGAGGAUGACCCAUCCGAAAACCAAUCAAUGGAUCUUACAGGAGACGUGGCAAACUUGAAGAACAAAAAGUUUGAAGUGGUGGAGAAUAGUAAAUACAGAAUUUUGAUUUUGUUCCAUGUCCAAAGGGAAAUUGUGACAGGUUUACAAUAUUAUCAUACGGCCAAGCGAGCAGGAGUGAAAGUUGAAAAGAAUAUCCUUAUGAUGGGAAGCUAUUCCCCAAGAACAGAGCAGCAUUGUUUUAAAACACCAGUGGAAGAGGCACCCAAAGGGAUGUUAGCCCGAGGAGUAUACAACGUGCAUAGCAGUUUUAUUGAUGACGACGCACAUAAAUACAUUGAAUUUGACUGGAAAUUAGAAAUUGUAAAGAAAAAAAAGUAACUGUUAUUUGUGUGUAACACCAAAUCACUACCAUCAGAAGGCAAGGCCUUGGUUCUAUUCUGUCUGUUUUAUGUUGGAUACAACUGUUUCCUGCUUCAAUCAUGAUCACUGCAGGAUCACUUAUCAUGAGUGGUCUAUGAAAUUGUCUGGAUUGAAAAGUUGGAGUAAUCUCCCUUGACGGAGUAUGUCGAUCACAAUACUAACACUGGUAUCAUUAUAAGGAAUGGAUGUGAAAUGAAAAAAAACAUUGAUGUUUACAAGUGACUGUUAACAUUGCUUCAAAACGAUUUGAAUGAGAAUGAAAUAUUCCGACUAGAGAGCAGGUAUCCAGUCAGAAUAACAUCAAAUAUGUUUUAUGUCAAACAAAGCUAAUAUUAACAACAAACAUUACUUACUGAGCUUCAUUCCUAAUUCCUCUUCACACUUGUGGAGUCAGGAAGUGUCAUAUCAAUGUCAAACUGGUCUUCUUCAAGGACUUCGUGCUUUUGAAAUGGUCUCUAUAUUACAAAACAUAUAUAUCUUUGUACCAAGAAAAUCAGAUGUAGUAGUGAUUUUUUCCCGGUUUCAUUCAAAUCAGUUGGAAAAAAAUUAUAAGUUAACUUUAGUCAUAUGAAAUGAAUCCCAUGUUUCCCAGGCCAUUGUUUUAUAUGCUAGUAUAUUUGAUCUGAUUAUGUGAAAAAAAAAAAACAACAUUUUACACUAUUUGCAUUAUUAUUUUUUCUAUUUCUAUUUUCAGAGCUCCACUAUAAUGUUUUAUUGUUUUCCCACCAAUUAUAUAGACAUAAAAGUCUCUAUAUCUCAGGAAAUUCCUCAUGUGUACUGCAGUGUAAAGAUUAGUAACUGCAUCUGUAGAUAACGUUUCUUGUUAUGUUUGUUUCAUCCAAUUAUUAAUCAGCUGAUGACAAUUGUUCAGAUGACACCAGUAGUUAAACUAAAAACAACAACUGCUGGAAUAGUAGAAUCCUGGAUAGAAUAGAUCUUUAUUUAAGCCAAAUUACAUCAAGUCACAUUUUAACUGUUGGAUAUUACUGCAAUAAAUGUGAGAUCUUGGAAGUUAACACAUUUGACAGUGCCUGAGAAACUGUAGAUUAAUUUUAUUUGGCUUUGUUGUCAUAGAUAUUUCUCCUUUUUUAUAUGUAAAUGAGUAUAAGAAGGGAUGACAAAAUAACUCUAGUAAAACCAACAAAUGUUUUUUGAAGCAAAAUCAAAGGAAAAACUUUUAAGUGGGUUAUUAUUGUCCAGUUGUGUAAGAGUCCUUUUCUUGAAGUAUGAACAAAGAGCCAUGCUAUAUGUUUAAAUCAGGUACAAUUAUUUGUUAACGAAUGUAGUUUGACUGAGCUUUAUGUAGUUACCCUAAAGUGCUUUUAUAUAUAUGUAGACGCUUAUACUGCACAGUAUACAUGUAAUCUUUCUGCCUUCUACCUGAAUUAUUCAAGGUUCUUCUGUAAGAUUGUCUAUGCCAUACAUAGCUCUUAUUGUUAUAAUUUCAUCAAUAUGCAAUAAAUUUAUGAUUUAUUUUCUU